Molecule: messenger RNA, 914 nt
Organism: Arabidopsis thaliana (thale cress)
Lineage: Eukaryota; Viridiplantae; Streptophyta; Magnoliopsida; Brassicales; Brassicaceae
Product: non-LTR retroelement reverse transcriptase
Exons: 2
Coding region: 1-771 (256 amino acids)
Source: RefSeq, marked reviewed
AUGCUGACUCGCGUAUGGAAAGAUCCAUGGAUUCCCACUAUCCUAGCGCGGCCUGCAAAGAGCAUUCUUAACAUAAGAGAUUCUCUACUCUAUGUCAAUGAUUUAAUUGACCAAAACACAAAUUUGUGGAAAUUGGACCGUCUCCAAGCACUGAUCGAUCCCGUUGAUAUUCCACUCAUUUUAGGGAUUCGCCCAAGUCGUACCUACUUGAGUGAUGGCUUUAGCUGGUCUCACACUAAAUCCGGUAAUUAUACUGUUAAGUCAGGAUAUUGGGUCGCGAGAGAUCUUUCUCGUCCUACUUGUGACCCCCCUUUUCAGGGACCAGGGAAUAUUUUCCCUAGAAACUCUCUCUUCUAUAAUUUCGACUUCCUUUUUUGGCGUGACCGAGAAUUUGGAAUUGGAGAAAAGGUGUUGGAACUCUUUCCAUGGAUAAUUUGGUAUAUCUGGAAAAGUAAAAAUCGUUUUGUUUUUGAGAACUUCAGGGAACCUCCCCCUGAAACUUUGGUUUUGGCACUUCAAGAGACAGCUGUUUGGAAACAAGCAACUCUAAAAGAGGAUGAUUCCACUCGUCCAAUCGUGUUCGUAGGUUCUUCUCAGACCCCGUCCACCUUGCUCCCUGAAUGUCAACUCGAUGCAUCAUGGCAUGUAGAUGACACAUUGAGCGGGCAUGGUUGGGUACUUGUUCGACAAGACUUGGUCAUCCACCUUGGCCUUAAGAGCACUCGUCGAAAUUUAUCACCGCUUCAUGCGGAAUUUAACUCUUUGUUAUAGGCAAUGGAGUGCAUGAUCUCUAUUGGUGAUACUUCUGGUACUUUUGCUUCGGAUUGCUCAGACUUGAUUGCUAUCCUUGAUAACCAAGACGAUUGGCUGACUUUUGCAGCGGAAUUGGCUUCAUAUCGUUCUUUAGUUUGUUU